This is a messenger RNA of Symbiodinium natans, 2490 nucleotides long. The record is from the annotation of a GenBank genome assembly. NCBI's taxonomy places the organism in Eukaryota, Dinophyceae, Suessiales, Symbiodiniaceae.
AUGGCGGUGCCCCUGGCGGCGCUGGCCGCGGUGCUGGCGCUCCGCUGCCACCUCGCGGGGGCUCAACAGGAGGGAUCCUCGCCGGAUCUCGGAGCCGUCAAAUCCUUCCAGGACUUCGAUGAGUUCCGCAUGGCCCAGGUUGCGGCUGGACAAGACAGACCCAAACACCCUGGAGGUUUCGGACACCCCGAUUCUUCGGAAAUGAUCAAGGUGGUGAUUGGGAGCAGCCUCAGCGAAAACCAGAAGUGUGUGACUCCUCCAGGACCGGUGGACUGCCCAAAGGAUCUGAUGCUGAAAGAUCACACCGGCCAGUACCCCGACGAGUUCCACAUCUUCCACCACGGCGAUCAGAUCUGUGCUCGACGGACGGAUGCGACGGCCGGUUGGGGCAUGAACGUGGCAGUGCUGUGCCUGAAGACCUCGCACGACGCUGGGGACUACCAAGACAGCGCAGGCGAGGUGGUGUUCGGCAGCAGCUUAACCUCCGCCACAAAGUGCGUUCGGGAUCCCGGGCACGUGCACUGCGACGACACCGCCCAGCAAAAGGGCCGCACGGGAGAGUAUCCAGACACCUUCCACAUCUACCACGAAGGCAGCCAGAUCUGCGCCCAUCGCACAGAUACCCACGCCGGAUGGGGCCUUCACUUGGUCGUCCAGUGCAAGACCCGGGGGAGCGGCGGAGGAGGAUUCGGAGGAGGCAGCGGAAGCCACGGAGGGAACGGAGGACGCGAAGUGGUCAUCGGGGAGAGCCCUGACUCCCAGAUCAAGUGCGUGGACAGCCAGCCAGGAAUCUACUGCGAUGACACGGCAAAGCAGGUGGGCAGAACCGGACAAUAUCCAGACACUUUCCACAUCUACCAGGAGAAUGGACAGAUCUGUGCCAAGCGCACGGACGCACCUGCCGGCUGGGGGCUGAACCUAGUCCUUCACUGCAAGACCUACGGCCCGCCAAUCGGGGAGAUUUAUCGGACGGCGAAGAUCCGCUACUGCUGCACAAAGCACCUCUUUUCGCCUGCCUGCCCCUACGACUGCGAUGCCUUGGACCGGCACGCUUCGCUCGGCUGGACCUCCAAGCGCCGCAGCUGGUGCUGCGGGAACCGUGGGAUGGGCUGUCGCGCGAAUGAGCGUCCCCCACUGCCGCAGCAUGGCGGCUCCGGGCCUUACAACUGCGAGAUUCCAGACACCACGGAGGAUCAUGUUCCUCUCCCAGAUCAGCAAGGGGGAGGCGUGCACUGGAAUCCCACUGACGAGCAGCCGCGCUACAAUUGCAUGCAUGGUUCGAAAGAGAUGUGGUCGCAAGACAAAGCCCAGUACUGCAAGCUGUGGCUUGCCGCCUCAGAAGCAUACCGGAAGUCUGGGCAGGCUUUCAAGGAGGGACUUUAUGACUGCAACACCGGCGAUGAGUCGAGCUGGUCUUCUGAGCAGAUCUGGUGGUGCCAGCACCAUUCGAGCAGCCCCCACGAGUGCGACGCGAAGAAGAAGGAUCAGUGGGAUAACAGCGAGCGGGACUUCUGCUGCAUCCUCAAAGGCAUUGGGUGCCCAAAGGUGGUGGCGGUGCCGAUCGACGACCACUAUGGGCCGCACGGCGACUCCGACCGAAAUGACUGGGAGGACGCCGCCAGCCUUGACAUCAUCGACCACCCGAACACGAAGCCAAGACCAGGAAACGCUGGUGCUGCAGCAAGUGGGGCCUCUUUUGCGAGGAGUUGGGUGACUUCAACUGCUCUGUGGGGUUCUGGAACUGGAAGAAGGGUUGGUCGUCCGACAAGAAGAACUUCUGCUGCAAGAAAGAGGGCAAGGCUUGCCAAGACAAGAGCUACGACUGCAGCCAGGCUGGCAGCGUUGGCACCUGCUCAGAAUGCCCACACGUACUCGAAGGCCUGUCCCUUCGACUGCCAAGCUGGAUUAGACAAGUGGAUGAUUGGCUUCGCGCCGGACGCCCCAAAAGGGGCCCUCAUUCGAGCACUACCCCUUUCCGAAAUGGACGCUGGGCACUUUAACCGGUUGAAGGAGCCAGUGGUCGGAGGUUGGCGUGCCCUCCCCACGACUCCUUCGGCCAUGGAGCACGCCCUCCCCCCUCCUUCGGCCACGGAGCGCGCCCUCCGCACUCCUUCGGCCACGGAGAACUCCUUCGGCCACGGGGUGCACCACACGCCUGCGCGGCCGCUUCACAAGCCCCACUUCCACGAGCACGAGCUCGACCACGCCCACCUUGGCCAGGGUGAGUCGGCCUUCUCACCCCGCUACACCUUUGACGACUGCCAGAACAAGGACGACCGAUCGAAAGGUAACCUCGGCCUCUGCUACCUCUCGGUCUCCUUCAAUUGCCAGGUCGGUUUGAGCAGCUGGCGCACCUGGUCUUCCCAGAAGCAGGCGGUGUGCUGCGGGAAGAAGGUGACCUGCUCCGGUCACGGAGACGGCGGCCACUCCUCUCACGGGGGCCACUACUCUCACGGCGGCCACUUCUCUCAUGGAGGUCUGCGGUUCUAG